Oldenlandia corymbosa var. corymbosa is the source of this 4064-nucleotide messenger RNA. NCBI's taxonomy places the organism in Eukaryota, Viridiplantae, Streptophyta, Magnoliopsida, Gentianales, Rubiaceae. The record is from the annotation of a GenBank genome assembly.
AAAAUCCAGAGAGAGAUACAGAAGCCAAGAAUUUUCCCUCCAUUUUCUUUUUUGGGGGAUUUUUUUGAACAACUCAAGAAAAUGGCAGCUGUAGCUCUUCGAAUUCUGAAUCCAAAAUGCUGCUCAUUUAAAGAGACCUCCAAUUCCCCUGAUCAUUCACUCAUUCCAUCAGUCAAUUUCAUUGCACACCCCAAAAAAUGGCGAAAAUUGGCCGAGAAACAGAGCUCCGGCGAGCCGAGCGAGCUUACCAGGCGGCGACGGAGUCAGGCAACCGGAAGGCGGAGGUGCGUUGGGCGAAUGUCAUCGCCAACAUCUACAUGAACAAUCGAGGGGCAUACUUAGAUGCUCUGAAGUGGAUUAAGAAAGAUUAUGACAUUUCUCAAGAAUUUUUACCCGAAAAAGAUAUCCUUCCGGCUUGUAAUACUCUUGGCGAACUCCAUCUCCGGCUGCGUAAUUUCUCCCAAGCCUUGUAUUAUCAGGAAAAACAUUUACGUCUUGCCGAAGCGGCGAAUGACCUUCCUGAGCAACAAAGAGCUAGCGCACAACUUGGUCGAACGUACCAUGAGAUGUGUGUGCAGUCGGAGGAUGAUCAUUCUGCAGGUCGGAGUGCCAAAAAGUACUUCAUUUCAGCCAUGAAUCUAGCUAAGAAUCUCAUGGAAAACCUCAGCAAAUCCCCUUUUCUUACAGAGUAUACUGAUGCCCAUAACAACCUUGGAAUGCUUGAAAUGGAUCUUGAUAACUUGGAAGAAGCUGAGAAACUUCUUACCAGAGGUUUGAAGAUAUGCAAUGAACAAGAGGUUGGUGAGAAUGAUGAUAGUCGCUGUAGGCUUCAUCAUAACCUUGGAAUUAUCUAUAUGGAGUUUAGGAACUGGAAGAAAGCGCAAGAGCACAUUAAGAAAGCUAUUUCAAUCUGUAAGAACAUGAGGCACUACUUAGGGGAGGCUAAAGCUUUAGUCAAUUUUGGGGUGUUGUAUUAUAGGGUCCAAAGGUAUGACAAGGCAAUCAGUUGUUAUGAAGAGGCGUUUUAUUUGGCAAAAUUACUAGAAGGUGAAGAUGCUUUAGUCUAUCAAGUAGUAAAACAUAUCGACACAGUCAAAGCAGCAAUUGAAAUAAUGGAGGAGCUAAAGCAAGGUGAACAGAAUAUCAAAAAGAGUGAAAAGAACAUUGAAGAUUCUAGGGGGCGUGCACAUGAAAGGAAAACUAUACAGGAACAUAUCACAUCUCUUGAUCUUCGGAUUGAGAAAUCACGAAUGAUAUUUGCAUGGAAAGAGCAUCUCAAAUAUGCAGCAAUGAAGAUGAGGUUUGUGGAAGAACUUUGCGACAAGGAGAAAAUUGCAGAUUCCUUCUUAGUUAUUGGAGAAUCGAAUCAAAAGCUCUGGAAGUUUGAAGAAGCUCUGAAGUGGUAUAGAAAGAGUUGGGAAACUUAUAGCUUGAUUAGAGACUUUGAGGGACAAGCAGUUUCUAUGAUUAAUAUGGGAAUCGCUUUGGACUUUAAAGGUUGUUGGGAGGAAGCCUUAAGAUGUUUUGAAGAGGGUUACAGGAUUGCUUCUGAAGCUAACAUUGGUUCUGCUAAGUUGUCUGCUAUGGAAAAUAUGCACUACAGCUACAUGAUCAGAUUUGACAACGUUGAGUUGGCCAGGAAGUUGAAAAUAUCAAUUAACAAUCUGAAGCAUUCAUCAAGUCGAGACACUAGGGUGAAAAGUAGAGCAGGCUUUUGUUCUGAAACUGAAUCUGAGAUAGAAAGCCAUCGAUCAGAUAUAUCUGAAGUCAGUUAUUCCCCAGUUAAAAGUGUUUCAAACUCUACCAGAUCAAAGCCACACCCUUCUCAGGCUGUUUUGGAUGAUGACGCUCCUUUAAUAACAUUUUUUAAUGCUCAUAAGAAAGGAUGGAAAUACGCGAGUUCUUCCAUAGCUCCUCGUGGUCAGGAAGUUGGUCGUAAACGCAGUAGUUCUUUUCUAUCAGAUGUAGGAAAUAAGAAACGUCUGUGCAGAAGAUCAGUUAAGCUCUGCCAUGGAGAAGAUUCUGCUACAUCAAGUGGAUUUGAUAAUAUAAACGCUGCCAAGAAGCCCUGUGAAUUUCAGGAUGCUCCGCCUCUUACCUUAGAGGGUGUCAUGAUUGCUUCCACUCCUGUUGUCGUAAAAAAAAGCUACUGUUCUAACCAAUUGAUGGCUCCUACACCUCCUGCAAGGGCCUCUGGAAAUCUGUUGGUUAACCACCAAACACUGAAUCUCACUUCCUAUCCUUUGUUGGAUGGGUAUCUAACUAUCAAAAUCGAAGAGCAAUUUGUGCAUACACCUCAAGAAUUAUGCAUGAUACAUGAUAAAUUCAGCAUAGAUCAAAUAAAGGUUGUAGUGGCAUGUUUGUACUACCUACAACUGCCUUCUCGACAGAGAGAAUCAGGUCUGGUGCCAGUGGUUCAGGAUAUCAAGUGUGAUGGUAUAACCCUACAAACUCUGGAAGCAGAAACUUUACUGAAGACGAAAAAAAAUGGAGAGUGCCGAUUGGAAGGCAUAUUGGGAGUGUGGAGAAUGAGGCAAACAGUGAAGCUAUACAGUGAUUGCUGCGAGGAACAUUCGGAAAGGCCCUGCCUGAAAGUUUUGAAGAACUUGUUUAAUCCAGAGGCGAUAGAAGAUGAAAUUAUAGCCUCACACUGUGGACUGCAUGAUGUAUCAGUUGCACCACUGCUUGAUGUCUUACAUGGACAUAAGGCAGCCGCUGUCAUAGACCUUUCUCACAACAUCCUUGGAUACAGAACCAUGGAGAGACUUAAGCAAGUAUUGUUGUCAUCAAAGCAUAACUGCAUUACACAUUUGGAUCUGCACUGCAACCGACUUGGUUCUUCAGCUCUAUGCCAUAUUAUUGCAUGCCCUGUGCUAUGUUGCCAGCUUCAAGUACUAAAUGUCUCUGGUAAUCGUUUGACUGAUUCAUGUGCCCGUUCUCUUUCCAUCAUUUUGAAGAAAUUUCAAGGGAACAACUCUGUUCAUGGCAAAGCAAUUGUACAACUUUUGCGAAAGAUUAAUACUCUAAAGAGAUUUGAAGAUCUCAACCUAACUGGCAUCAAAUUAAGCAAAGCCAUGAUUGAUAUCCUGUGUGAACUUCCCAAGGAUACAUAUCUGUCAGGGUUGAUGGUUGGAGGCAGCCACAUAGGAACAGAUGAAGCAUUGCGUGUAACCUUAUCAUUGUUGAGGAAUAGUCAAGACGUUAAACUAGAUUUGUCAGCUUGUGGAUUGACACCUCAGUAUAUAUUAAGGCUGAAUGCUGAAGUUUCCUCAUUCGAUAUUCUUGUUGAGCUGAAUCUUGCAGGAAAUCCAAUGAUUGAAGAGGGUGCAAAUGCGUUGGCGUCGUUGCUUUCUGAUCCUGAAUGUUGCUUAAGAGUUUUGGUGCUAAGAGAAUGUCAACUUGGAUUAAUUGGCAUCCUGGAAGUACUCAAGUCAUUAUCUCAGAAUAACCAUCUUAAAGAGCUUGACUUGGGUGAAAAUAUCUAUAUGGAUGGAAAUCAUAACUCUUUACCUCAGACGAGCCAACAGCAUUCUGAUUGCCACUUUGUUGGAAAUCUUUCAGCUGCAGUUGAAAUUGCUAAGCACCUAAAAAUGUUAGAUUUAAGCAAUAAUGGGUUCAGGCAGGAUGUUGUGGAACAGUUACGUGCUGCGUGGUCAUCAAAUUCUAGAGGCGCAACAGCUCAGACUCACACUUCAAAGAACGUAGUUCAUCUGUCAGUUCAGGGACUAGAUUGCUGUAGAAUGCCAUGCUGUCCAAGGCUUUAGAGCUUUAAAGCUGGGUGAUAGUGCAGCUCCUCCAUUGCUUCGAUUAUUUUGGUUCAAAGUUGUUCAAGUUUGUGCUGUGGAAUUCUUCUUCUAUCUUGAAUAUUGUUGCAUCCAUGAACAAAGGAUCAAGUUAAUUGUUUUGGACUUUUGUGCUUUAAGUAUUUUGCUUUGGGAAUUUUAUAUAUAUUUUUCUUUGCUGCCUUUGGAAUUAGGUUAUUUUCUUAAAAAUUGAUAAAUAUUAUCCUAAUUAAGAUUUGAAAUGCCUGUAUGCAUCUGUUUUCUUUUACUUUUCCUCCCCCG